AUGGGAUGCCUUUGUCGGCCCUGUUCGCUGCAGGCCUUGAUCAUCUCAUUGACGAUCGGACUGGGAAGCCUAUUGUCUGCUCGAGUGGCGCUGACAGAGGAAGGACCGGCUGUACAAUUUCAUAGCUCCUGCAUCCGUGGAAGCGAAGUGAGUGAAUUCUGCAAUCAUACCUGCUCUUUGCAAAGGAACGGCACGGCCUUGCACACUCUCGAAAGGCAGCUUGCAGGUCCUUGUUCAGCCCUCCUCGAAGUGAUCCAGGAAGCUCUUGGCGGGGUGCAAGGAAGCUGGAAAGGACGAGCGGAAGAGUGCAGCAAAGUUGCAGAAUGGGUUGAGACACAGAUGGGUCCUCACACCGCAGCCAAAGAGGAGAUCGAUGACUUUGAUUGGGUUGUGGUCUUUCACUGCGCUCGUGAUGCUAUUGUACAAUGCCACUUUGACACUGCCCGCAACCUCUUCGCUAUGCUUGCGAAGGUUGCAACAGAUGUGCCUCAGGAGAUAGCAGCAAAGAGUUUUUACUACAUGUUCGGUUUGUGUUCUGCCGAGCACUUCCCGGGAGAUCACCGCGAUAUGUUGAGCUGUGGUGGAAAGAGCUUGCUUGCGGAAUCCGCUAGACUUGGCAAGGAAGAGGCUAUGCUCAAUAUCGGCAUCUUGCACUUGGCGGAUCAGUCUGGUUCUCCAUUUCUCAGGAAUGACACGGAGGGCCUUCGGUGGCUUCAGCUUGUGGAAGGUUCUGCUAAGGUCAGCCCGAAAAAGUUGGCAGAAUCCGUCCGCCGGCGCUACGAAGCGUGGUCGAGAUCCCGGACUCAGAGGCUGAAGGAUGUCUUUUGGGAGAGAACUGCAAAGAUCCUCGAGCCACUGCUUUUGCUCAUGGUGCUCUACCUCUGCUAUUUUGCUAUGCAUUGCUGCUGCCCACUGUUGACUGGGCAGAAGCAUGGUCGUUUAAGCGUCGGAAGUCCGAGUCCUGAUUUCAGCAUCUACUUCGCCGAUGGCCUGCAGAGAAGUCUCCAUGAGCUCGUGUUGCAUCCUCCGGCAACGACGUUGCUUGUCCUGUACCACACGGUGCGCACUUCCCAGGACCAAGAGGAUCCUCUCGCGAAGCUCCUCGGAGAACUUGAGGGCCUCGACCGCCUCCUAGAAGGAAUUCAAGCGAGGUGUGUUAUCGUGAAUGUGGAGUCGAGGAGUAGAUUUCACGACAUCGAUGCCUCCGGUCGUUUUGCGAACCUGCUGCAUGGCCAUGCUGUACCACCGAAGCCCUACCACUUCAGUGGUAAUUUGCAGAAGUUUUUACUGGACUCAACGUGCGUGAUUGCCAAGAUCGGGGCGGUAGAGGUCGCUGAUCUCCAGACUGUUCUAGCUUCUGGGAGUGUUUCUUGA
Molecule: messenger RNA, 1374 nt
Organism: Symbiodinium sp. CCMP2592
Lineage: Eukaryota; Dinophyceae; Suessiales; Symbiodiniaceae
Source: the annotation of a GenBank genome assembly